This is a messenger RNA of Cordyceps fumosorosea ARSEF 2679, 546 nucleotides long. RefSeq names its product trypsin-related protease. The transcript is spliced from 2 exons. Gene Ontology annotation, molecular function: serine-type endopeptidase activity. Bases 1 to 546 code for a protein of 181 amino acids. Gene Ontology annotation, biological process: proteolysis. The record is from RefSeq and is a predicted model, not a curated record. Lineage: Eukaryota; Fungi; Ascomycota; Sordariomycetes; Hypocreales; Cordycipitaceae.
AUGACCUUUGAGAACCUGUCCAAGAUUACUAUCCCUAUCCACGCACGCGAGAGCGGAAGCGGCAAGAGUCCGUGCAAAUUUGACAGUGGAAGUGGUCUCAUUGACCAAAAGACUGGUCAAGUCAUUGGCGUCGCGUCAUUCGUCAUCAAGGAUAAGAAUAGCUAUUACUGCGACCAGGCUCCCACGGUCUUUACUCGCGUCGGCAGCUACAUGUCGUUUAUCAAGCAACAUCUCGAAGGUGCGGACGCUGCUGCUGCCAAGCCUGAUCCGGUACCGGCGACGAACACGACGAAAACGGAAUACCAGGGUCCUCGGGCCAAGGAAGACGAGCUCCGUUCCACCGCGGUCAAGCCGAACAAGUACGGCAUCCCUGAAGACGAAUGCCGGCGCAUGGUUGCACAGUGUGUCUUUGAGGAAGCUCAGAAGAAGGAGGUGGCCCAGAACUUUGAUGGGGUUAUUGAGUGCAUGGAUUCCCAGUUCCGGGGACUAGAAAAACGCCAAGCAGGGAACUCGAUGCCUCUCCUGGGCAAGAGUAUUUCCUCUUAG